This is a messenger RNA of Clarias gariepinus (North African catfish), 1974 nucleotides long. RefSeq names its product delta-type opioid receptor-like. Gene Ontology annotation, molecular function: dynorphin receptor activity; neuropeptide binding. NCBI's taxonomy places the organism in Eukaryota, Metazoa, Chordata, Actinopteri, Siluriformes, Clariidae. Gene Ontology annotation, cellular component: neuron projection; membrane. The coding region runs from base 71 to 1162 and encodes 363 amino acids. The record is from RefSeq and is a predicted model, not a curated record. The transcript has 4 exons. Gene Ontology annotation, biological process: sensory perception of pain; G protein-coupled opioid receptor signaling pathway; neuropeptide signaling pathway.
CCCGAGGAACAGCAGCCGUGCUUCUUUCUGCACUGGUUUUCCUGUACCUUACAGCAUCCAGCGCGGGGACAUGGACUCGGACCUGGUGGACACGUUGAGGGAGGAGAAGUGUGUGUCUGAGUGUGAGCUGAACGCGUCCGUGAGCGGCGAGGCGGAUCCGCGCAAUGUGCCGCCGGAGUACAUGUCACCUCUCAUCCCCGUCAUCACCGCCGUCUACUCCGUGGUCUUCAUAGUGGGGCUGGCGGGGAACUGCCUGGUUAUGUAUGUCAUUAUCAGAUACACCAAAAUGAAGACAGCAACCAACAUUUACAUCUUUAACCUGGCUUUGGCUGAUGCUUUAGUUACCACCACAAUGCCAUUUCAGAGUGCAGACUACUUGUUGAACUCCUGGCCAUUUGGUGAAGUCGUAUGCAAAGUGUUCAUCUCCAUUGACUACUACAACAUGUUCACCAGCAUUUUCACACUAACCAUGAUGAGUGUGGAUCGUUAUGUGGCUGUGUGCCAUCCUGUCAAGGCACUAGACUUCCGUACACCACUCAUGGCUAAGACCAUCAACGUGGGCAUAUGGGUAUUGUCCUCAGCAGCUGGAGUGCCGGCUAUGGUGCUGGGGGGAACACAGACCAAUAACGGCACCACAGAGUGUGCCCUGCAGUUUCCUGACCCUUACGAGUACUGGGACACUCUAAUGAAGAUCUGUGUGUUUGUCUUUGCUUUUGUCGCUCCCGUCCUCAUCAUUAGCAUCUGCUACUCUCUCAUGCUUCUUCGACUGCGUAGUGUCCGCUUACUGUCUGGUUCUCGAGAGAAAGACCGCAACCUUCGCCGCAUCACCCGUUUGGUCCUAGUGGUUGUGGCAGCUUUUAUAAUUUGUUGGACCCCUAUUCAUAUCUUCAUUCUCCUGAAAGCUGUAGUAGCCAUUCCUGAGACCACACCACUAAUGGCUGCCUAUUUUCUGUGUGUUGCUCUUGGGUACACCAACAGCAGCCUCAAUCCAAUUCUCUACGCGUUUCUAGAUGAGAAUUUUAAGAGGUGCUUUAAGGACUUCUGUUUGCCAGCAAAGCGAAAGGGAGAUAGAGGGGUUGGAGCGAGCAGACUUGGGAGAAUUGCAUCCAGGCAGUCUCCCCAGGCUGCAGAGAGUGCCCCAAGGACAGCAAAGCCAGCAUGACUAGCCGUGGAAUUGUCCUUCAUCACACAAUCUGGAAAAGAGGACUCAAACGCAAUGGGACUGACGCAGGUCUCUUCUGCACUCUGAUCAUUAUGCAGCCUACAGAUGGUGUGAAUGUUGCUGUGACUGUGUCACUGGAAGAGAUAUAGCACUGUGACAAGACUUGCUAUAUUACACUCUGAAUAUAGUGCCAUGAUGUGAGAGUCUAAUGAAGCCUGCUGAGAAUUCUACCAUCAGCUGCCUAAAAUGGUUUUUGCUUUGGUGUAAUGAUCAUAUAUACUUGUAAAUAGGAUUUAGUUCUGCUGACCCUUUAAAAAUGUGCAGCUGAAAACAUUUGGUUUAUCUUUGAUAUCCCUUUCUGGCUGCUCUAUUUAUGUGGUUAAAUUCAGAGACUCUAAUCUAAAAAAUUAUAUAUCUCUGUUUUGAAAAUAGUGCAGUUCAUUUAUUCAUUCAUUCAUUCAUUCUUAUAUUCCAGAGCAAUUUAACAAAGCCAGUCCACCUUAUGGCAUUUAGGGGAGAUGGGAAAUGGGGGGUAACUGGAGGACCUGAAGGGAAGCCACAAAGACAGAAGAACCAUGAGCAGAAACUCUACUGUAAUACAGUUGCCAGAAAAUGACAGUACCACGAUCUCGUACAAUAAUUACCCAUAAGAUUCUGGUUGUUAUUUUUUAAAUGAAUACACUUAAAAUAAUUACAAACUGCAUCUGUCCUCAUCAAUACUGACUGAUAAUUAUUUAAGCAUUCACAGAAAUAAUUUACAGUGUAGGUUUAAAUAAAGCUUUUAAAAAAUUAUGAGACUCUGGGUUAAUAAC